AGGGCAAACCCCGGUCAUUCACUCCUUUUAUUUUUGGUUUUCUUUUUUUCCUCUGACUUGCGUGACCAGGUACGAAGAAACUACCAACGAGCUCAUUAACGAGGAGCUGGGCAUUGCGUACCCCGUCAUCGACGGCAUCCCCAACAUGAUCCCUGAGGCUGCCAGGAAGACGCAGACGGAGCCCCCAGCUGAGGGCUCGCAGCAGCCCUGA
Molecule: messenger RNA, 211 nt
Organism: Pterocles gutturalis (yellow-throated sandgrouse)
Lineage: Eukaryota; Metazoa; Chordata; Aves; Pterocliformes; Pteroclidae
Gene: PYURF
Product: PIGY upstream reading frame
Exons: 1
Source: RefSeq, a predicted model, not a curated record